UCUCCGACUCGAUCGGCCAUUGACGCCCUCUUCCUCCUCCUUGACCCCGUCUCCAGUUUAUCUGCGCCACCCUCUCGCCCGUCUCCCUCCUUUGCCCGCCUCUCAUCCCGGCCGUCUCAAGCCAGAACGCAACGGCCGGCCGCGGGUCGGCAGCAGAGCAAACAUGAGCGGGGGAGGAGGGGGCGGCAACUCGAGGGAGCUCGACCAGACGCCGACAUGGGCCGUCGCCUCCGUCUGCGGCGUCAUCGUCCUCAUCUCCAUCCUCCUGGAGAUGGGCCUCCACAAAGUCGGAGAGUGGUUCGCGCACAGGAAGAAGAAGGCCAUGGUGGAAGCCCUUGAGAAGGUCAAGGCAGAGCUGAUGGUGCUGGGGUUCAUCUCGCUGCUGCUGGUGUUCGGGCAGAGCUACAUCAUAAAGAUCUGCAUCUCCGAGGCUGCCGCCGACACCAUGCUCCCAUGCCGCCUCAAGAAGGCCACCGUCGAGGUCGAGAUCGCCAAGGACGGCGGCCACGGCGCCCCCGCGGAGGAGCACGGCGCUAAGCAGCCGGAGGAGCAUUUCAGCCUCGGCACCAAUCCCUUCACCGCCACCUCCUUCAGCGUCCCCCACAGGAUGCUCAGUGAGGCCACCUCCUUCAGCGUCCCCCACAGGAUGCUUAGUGAGGCCACCUCCUUCAGCGUCCCCCACAGGAUGCUCAGUGAGGCCAACAUGAACAUCAAAUGCCCCCCGGGGAAGGUGUCCCUCAUAUCGAUAAACGCUCUGCACCAGCUGCACAUCUUCAUCUUCUUCCUGGCCGUGUUCCAUGUCUGCUACAGUGCCACCACCAUGGCACUCGGCAGAGCCAAGAUACGAGGAUGGAAAGAGUGGGAAAAAGAAGCAGUGGGCCAAGAUGAAGAAGUCACUAACGAUCCGUCGCAAUUCAGGUUUACGCACGAGACAUCGUUCGUCAGGCAGCACAUGAACGUCCUCAACAAGACCCCGGCCUCGUUUUACAUCAGCAACUUCUUCAGGCAGUUCUUCAGAUCGGUCCGGAGGGCCGACUACUGUGCGUUGCGCCACAGCUUCGUCAACGUUCAUUUGGCUCCUGGCAGCAAGUUUGAUUUCCAGAAGUACAUCAAGCGGUCUCUCGAGGACGAUUUCAAGGUCAUCGUCGGGAUCAGCCCUAUUCUGUGGGCGUCUGCACUCAUCUUCCUGCUCGUCAACAUCAACGGGAUGCACACCAUGCUCUGGAUAUCCAUCAUGCCGCUGGUGAUCAUCCUGUCGGUGGGCACGAAGCUGCAGGGGAUCAUCUGCCGGAUGGCGAUCGACAUCACGGAGCGGCACGCGGUGAUCCAGGGGAUCCCGCUGGUGCAGGUCAGCGACAGCUACUUCUGGUUCAGCCGCCCCACCUUCGUCCUCUUCCUCAUCCACUUCACGCUCUUCCAGAACGGCUUCCAGAUCAUCUACUUCCUCUGGAUCCUGUACGAGUACGGGAUGGACUCGUGCUUCAACGACUCCAAGAAGCUCGUCGUCGCGCGGCUAUGCCUCGGGGCAGUGGUGCAGGUGCUGUGCAGCUACGUGACGCUGCCACUCUACGCGCUGGUGUCGCAGAUGGGGUCAACCAUGAAGCAGUCCAUCUUCGACGACCAGACCUCCAAGGCGCUCAAGAGCUGGCGCGCCGGCGUCAAGAAGAAGCCGGCGGCCCAGUCUUCCAAGCACGGCGGGUCGCCCUCGGGGAGCCCGCGCGCCGGCAGCCCCAAGGGCGCCGACGAAGGCAGCACCGGCAUCGCGCUCACGCAGAAGCAAGGCGGGGGCGACGACGGCGCGCCAUGAUAUCAUAUGUACGCGCCCGAGGAUCCAUGAUCCAUUCGAGCACGCUGUUUGAUUCUUUGUACCAGUACACGUAGCAGCAAGCAAACACGUCUAUACAUGUGUGUGAGUGUAUAUGUAUAUGCAUCUGUGCAUAGCUUACGUAGGACACGCAGGAAGGGAGGAGUUGCAUCUUUUUUCUUGUUAUUAUCACUUCUACAAUUUAAUUUAACUAGGGUGUUGUUGUAUUCAUGUCGACUAAUCAUUUGCUAACUCGAAAGGUGUAAUUGCAGUUCAAACAGAUAUGAAUGA
This is a messenger RNA of Triticum aestivum (bread wheat), 2095 nucleotides long. RefSeq names its product MLO-like protein 9. Gene Ontology annotation, cellular component: membrane. The transcript is spliced from 13 exons. The record is from RefSeq and is a predicted model, not a curated record. Lineage: Eukaryota; Viridiplantae; Streptophyta; Magnoliopsida; Poales; Poaceae. Gene Ontology annotation, biological process: defense response. The coding region runs from base 164 to 1807 and encodes 547 amino acids.